This is a messenger RNA of Malaya genurostris, 10325 nucleotides long. RefSeq names its product mediator of RNA polymerase II transcription subunit 12 (gene nocte). The record is from RefSeq and is a predicted model, not a curated record. The transcript is spliced from 7 exons. NCBI's taxonomy places the organism in Eukaryota, Metazoa, Arthropoda, Insecta, Diptera, Culicidae. Gene Ontology annotation, biological process: cell differentiation. The coding region runs from base 1207 to 8316 and encodes 2369 amino acids.
CAUUUUUGUAGACCUUACAAAUUCGUCUCCUGUCAGCAGCAGUAGCAGCAAAAGUGCGUAUAGUCGAUCGAAAAAGAUUGGAUUUUCUGUUGCAGAAGGUAUUGAGCACCGCUCAAAGUAGUAAAAUUUUCUCGCCCGAGUCCCGCCGUGUCGGUCAACAAUAAUUUGUGACGCUUUUAAUCGCGUUUCUCGAGUGUAUUUUGUAUUCUAGUGAAGGAAAUUUUCUUCAUUUCCCCACAACCCGGUUGGAAAGAUCGUGAGUUUCUUCUUGUUCAGUACUUCUUCAUUCCGCUCGUACACCGUGAGUAGAGGUUCUCUUUUUCGCUGUAUAGUUGAAGCGACAUCGUUUUUGUUAGUGUGCGUGAAAGUGAGAAAUCUGCCUUUGGUUGAAAAGAAUUCGAAAGCAUAAGUAGAAACGUUUUCAUCAACCAAUUUCCGGAAAAUCACUGCCCUAUUUACUGUUUGCGAUCAAAAAGUGCUCAAGGAUUUUCUUGUUCAGGUGAAAACAAAAGGUGUCUAGUUGGAGCAUUCGCGCGUCGUUAGCGUGUGUGCGUGUGAAAAGUAGUAGGUUCGUGUUUCCGGUGGUGGUGUGGAGGAAGCACUCGCAUUUUUUUUCCUUUUUUCGAAAGGGGCAAGUGGAAAAGUAUCGAGGAAUAGUGGAACGAAGAAGAAAAAGCUAGCAAGUAGACAGAUUUCCCGUUACGAAGUGAAGUGCAAAAUUGUUAAUUUUCCAGCUUCAGUUUCUCGUCGGUGGUAAAAUCCCAGCCGCGCCAGAUUCGUGUAGCGGACAGACGGCAGAAAGUUCUGUGCUCAGCAGUAAAUCUUGCGUGUCAAGUGUUAGUAUCCAUCAGCAAAGGGAGAGCAGAGUUCCCCAUUGUUCGAAAAUCGCAAACGUCAUCUCGCUUUUUGAAGGCACAGAACCAGCCUUCGGAAUACCGAAGACGACACGACCGAAACAGACAGCCCGGAAGUAACAGAAAGUGAAAGCCCACACGUCCAAGGACUGUAAGAAAUACGGUGUUUGGAAAGUCAACUCGGCUGUACUGAACCAACGACCGUCUAAACUAGCACUCACUUCACUGAUUCGAACUAAGACAAGACAGGCUUUGGACACGUAAGAAGCGGCUCGGCGCGCAAACAAAUUGGUCUGGUUGAGGCGCACAAGAGGCUUCCACACUUUUUCGCUGAUGAAGAUUCUCUGGCAGCAUGAAUGCAUUGGGGGGAACUAGGGGGGAGCGAAAUGCAAAGCCCAAAUUCGCAGCGUUAGAUAUCAACAAGCUUUAUAGCACAAGUCGGGGAGAAUCUCUAGAACCAUCUACUCAAAAAAGCGCAGCUCCUCGUAAACAUGGAAUGCAAAGUUUGGGAAAGGUUCCCUCGGCUCGUCGACCGCCAGCAAACCUUCCGUCUCUGAAAGCUGAAAUCUCCACACCGUCGGAUCAGCAAGGUACCUGGGGUAACGAAGCCGGAGAUAACCAGAACAAUAACUCUAGUAUUACUACAACACCCGCAGCAACAUCGUCACAAGCAGCAUCCUCUAGUGGCAGCAGCAGUCUAAAUAACAACACCUCCGUUAGUACUGGAGGUGUGCACAUUUCUCCCCACACAAAUAAUCAGCAGAUCCACCACCCUAACGCUUCGUCCUCAUCGCAAUGGAGUUCGAACGAGUUCCCCUCCCUGGAUGGCACUGGUCAGUAUGGUCCGAACAGCAAACAACAACCCCAUCACUACGAUGGCAACGACGGUCGAUCGGCAAGUCAGUAUAUGGAUGGUCCGCAGGUCAGUUUGAGACCACAGACGGAUGCUGCCAGUUGGAUGCAACAACAGCAGCAAGGCAGUGGAAGCGGAAGCAACGUAGGCGGUAUGAACGGGCCAAACAGCAACCAACAGGGCCAGGGCCACCAACAACAACAACAGCAGCAGCAGCAGCAAACACCACUUCCGCCACAAUUCCGAGCUCUGAUGCCACCGUUCAUGUAUCGUGGCAGCGGAGGCGCAGGUGGAAACUCUGUCACUCCACCUCCCUCGAACGAAGAAAUGAGUCGUGGUGGCAGAGAUGGUGGUGGUGGAGGAGGCAGUGGAAGUGGAGGGCGAAACAACAGCAACAGUGCAUACAACAGUAUGUUACCAAGUUUUGUUCAACCCUCGUCCAAUCAUCAUCCAUCUCAAGGAUCAAGUUUUUCACCAACGCAAUCUGGUGGUAGAUACCGUGAUUCCUUUGCUGGAGCGCGUCGAAAUCAAAUGCAACCUCCGCGACUUGCAAAUCGUCAGCAGCAACAGCAACAACAGCAACAGCAGCAGCAGCACACGCCACAACAUCAACACGACGAUCCUCGUGUACAACAAACUGCUCCCCCGUACGUAGAACCAGAUAUUGUUGUUCAGAGGCCUAUCAUACGCGACGAAGAAUUGCAGCGUAUUGAGGCGAUUUCUAAAGACGAAGGUUGGGCAAAGGACGACGAGAUCGAUUAUAACCAGAAGCUGCAGUUUUCCGAUGAUGAAUCGGAACCAAGUCCCGCAAAAGAGGUGCAACCAGUGGCCCAGACAACAACGCAUGAAAAAAAUCAUAUACCGCAAUCCCAAACACAGCAACAACCACCACAGCAUCAACAACAACAGCAACAGCCACAACAGCAGCAGCAACAACAACAACAACAACAGCAGCAACAACAACAACAGUUGCAAUCACAGCAGGAUGAUGAAAAACGGAUGACUUGGAGCCGGGAGGUGGACCGAGAAUACGAUAGGUUUGACCAGGAGCGAUCGGAUAUUGAACGACAAGAGCGUGAUCGAGAACAACAGCAAUCAUCAGUACGUUCCACUCAACAAAAUGGUCACGUUGGUGGUCGAGGUGGUUUGGAUGCGGAAGCAAAGGAACGACUAAAACAACGCCGUGAAGAAGAUCAACGACGCGAAAUGGAGCGAAAGCAAGCCGCUGCUAAAAAGCUGCUAGAGCUAGAGCAGAAAUUGAACCGGAAAAAGUCCGAGGACACAGGAGUAUCACCUAGUGGUCCUUCAGUGAAAGAUGAAGAUGAGCACGAACGUGAACAGCUCGCAUCGGGUUAUAGCGAUUCUACUGAAGGAAAAGAUCGUAACAGCUCCGGUAGUCGUGGAGAUCGUGAAAAGGUUGAUUCGAAGGAGCAACGGGAUCGUGAUAGGGAACGGUAUGAGUACGGGCGACAUGAUCGAUAUGAUCGCGACAGACCGGAUCCAACUCGUGAAGGAUGGGAUAUGCCUGCGUUUUCGAAGACUUUCCAAACAAAUUUGCCGCCGCGAUUUAUGAAACGUAAGCUGGAACGAAACCCCUCUGGUAACAGUUUACAGGGAAGUCACUUUGCCGCCAGAGAUCAACCGAAUAGUCGCAACAGUACCAGCACUGCCAACCAAGGAUCAACCGUUCAAUCUCAACCCCAGCCACAGCAGCAGGGUGAUGGUAAGAGUGUCCCAUUUGCACAGCAGUACGAUCCACGUUUUAUUCACAGCCAGCAAAGUUACGGAAAAACGCAAUCAACCGGUGGAUCCCAAAGAAGAGGUGGUCCGGGUGAUGAUGGAACGCGUGGGCGGGACUACAGAGAUCGUGGUGAUGAACGGGAAAUGCUGCGGGAUCGUGAUAGAGACCGUGACCGGGAAAUGAUUCCAAGAGAAAUUAUGAAGCGUCGGAUUGAUUCGGAGGAGGAUGAUCGAUUCAGCAGCAGUGGCAGGGAGUCCUCGAGCAAACUGAGCGGUGGUCGAACGACUCCACAACUGGUCAGAAGUGUUUCGGACACAUCGCAACGUAAAACCAGCGUCUCUAGUGAUGAUAAUUGUCGUCAGAUGGAACAUUAUACUAGCACGAAGGAAUCCAUGGGUUCGUGGGAAUCUGAAGUGGAAAAAGAAGAUCGCAGACAAGUGGAAGCGGCAGUUGUGCUUGCUAAAGAAAGUCAGAUGCAGCAGUUCCACCAGCAGCAACAACCGACGGAUAAUCGUCGAACGUCAGAGUCGUCGGUAAUAUCUGAGGGUGAACCGAAGCAAAUUCUUCAUCGAAUCAAAGAAUCGUCACCAUCGCUUUCUGAGGAACCAAGUAGAGCAGAGACAGCCGCCGAUGAGAUAAAAUCCAAUGAACCCAAGUUACAAUUGAAUGCCUGGGAAGAUACUGUUGAAGCUUGGGGAGAUGGAAAUGAAGCGUCAACAAAAUCACACGAUUUGAGUUUGACGUCAGCAGAUGAGAAAAAAAAUGCUUCCGGGUCUGAUGGAGUGAAAGCCGAAUCAAUAAGUGGAAGAAUAUCUGAGUCGGAUAGCAAAAUGAAUACUUCCCAGGGAAGUGCUGCUAGUGGUAAGGAAUCAGACGAUAGUAAAUAUGGAUCCAAAAAACCGGUGCAUCAGAGAUUGGCAGGCAGACAUGAAUCGCGUGGUGGAGGUCAUUCAAGAGGGGGCUACGGCAGUGGAUAUCCUCGCGGCGGUGGUAGCUGGGGUCGAAGAGGUGGUGGAGGUGGUGGGAAUUCUCGAAUGGGACAUGGAAGAAAUUAUAACCAAGACUAUUGGAGUGAGUCGGAUUAUUCGGAGGAUGGCGAGGAAGAAUUUAAAAAAGAUGGAAAGUACGAACGGAAGGACGGUAGUCAUUAUAGGCACGGUAAUUCAUCUGGCGGACAAGGACAUAAUAUAAAAGAAGGAUUUGCUCCUCGUGGAGAGCCAUCUCGCCGCGGACGAGGGGGAAUGAGUUCUUCGGUGGGCGGACCCGGAUUCCGUAAACCGACUGUUGGUAAAAAGAUAGACGGUUACGGGCCGCCCAGUUCGAAAAGUCCUUUCGGAAGCAAUGAAGAAAAGGUUGACUCGAAGCACCAGUCAACUGGGAAGGACGUUAAGUUAUCCGAGCAAGCCAACUGCAGUGAAGAUCGUACGAAACAAAAACAAGCAGCACUAAGUGCUGGUCUGACAAACAAACCCACGGGUCCGAAAUUGCCGCAGAGAAGCCCUUCGGGCAGUAUGAAGCCUCCGGGAAAACCAGCGGAAGAGACAAUUUCUGAUCAAGAAAAAUUGAAGGUAACAGAUAAGUUGCCUAUGGAUAAAAAACCUCGUAAUGACAGUAAAAACGAAACGCACGACGAAAAAGUUAGCAAAGAAAAAGUUAAAACAGACAGCGAAAAUCACGAUUCAGAAGAAAAAGAAGGAGUCAAAGGAGGAGUUAAUCGUAUCAAACAGCAGCAGCAGCAGCAACCUCAUUCUUCGAAAGGUGUACAACAACAAUCGGCUGGACUACUGGGCAAAUCUUCUGCACCUGUGAAAUCCGUUGUUACGACUAUCGCAGGCCAAACUGUUACAACGACUCAAAAACAUACAACGGCUGUUGUUGUUGGAGCUCAACCUAAAGCAAAUCAAGAUAUUCGUAACCAGGCGAACAAUGUCCGUUCACCCAAUCUUAUUGCUCCACGUCUAGUAAAACAAAAAGAUAGAUCACGAGAGGGCGGAUUCCAGGAGAGCCAGCAAAGUGGAACGGAAACAAACGACUCUGAGGCGAAUGUUACUUCAAAUAUGAUACCACAACAAACCCAGUCGCUACCGGAUAAAGUGGCCACACUGAAUAUAAAUACUACCAAGACUGAUACUAGUAAGCAACUUCUGGAUGGUACCACACCACCGGUAAACACGAUCAUUUUUGAGAACCGAAAUUACAAAUCAUCUUCUGCGGCGACAGUUUCUACAGUAGUAGUGCAACAGCAUCAUCAUGUUCAGCAGCAACAGCAGCAGCAGCAACAACAACAGCAACAGCAGCAGCAAGUUCAGCAACAAAGCCAAUUACAAGGAGCACCUCCGCCUCAAAUGAAACGACAACAUUCUGGAGGUCCCAAUGUGCCUCUGGUAGCUCUUCAGCAGCAGCAGCAACAACAACAACAACAGCAACAGACAAUUAUUCACAUGGGAAAACCCGAUCAUCAGGUGCGACAUCCGUCCCAAGAGGAAGCGUUCAAAUCAAGUGGUGGCAUUCAAUCCACUACUGGGUCAAUGCCGGAAAUGAUGGAACAACCACCACAGCCCCAGCGUCCUCAUUCGGCAAACGGGCCACCGCAACAACAACAACCACAAAUUCAACAGCAACAACCAAGCCAAGCGUCUUUGCAACAGCCAACGUCCCAGCAAGGCCAGUCGAACUCACAAACCGAUGCAAUUUCGAAUGCUCUCCAGGGAAUGACUUUCCAAAAACCAGCGGAUGCCGAUUAUGAUAAGGAAAUCAAACCAUUUUCAUUCGAGAAUGAUUAUUCGCAGCUUAUCGAAGCGAAACAAAAAGCAGCUGGUCUCUGUCUUCCUAAAACGCAAAAUAUGAUUUCUCCGUCAACGGCCGAGCUUAAUUUGAAAAUAGCUAGCGUGAAGAAGGUUUGGGAGAUGCCAACGGUUGCGGAACACACUGGUGAUGAUCCCACUAGCGCUGCGGCAGCUGCAGUACAUUUGGCAGCAAAUUUCGCAGCCGUUUCGUCACAGCAUCAGCAACAUUUACACCAGUUCCAACAUUCUCAUGGUAACCUUUCUCAUAGCCAUCCUGUUCACACACUGACUGCGGCAACCGGGCAGUCAUACGCUAGUAGCUUUGGACAAGAACAAGCUUCGCUUGAACAUUUCGGUAAACCAAGUAACGAAGGAGUGACUGGAACCGAUGUUGACACCGGUUACAACUCUCAACAGCAUACCAUUGUCGGACAAGGAAAUGUUCAGCAUCAAGCAUCUAACAUGAACAUGAAACACGCAGCGGAUGUGCUGGCAAACAAUGCCCAAGUAUGCAAAGUGAAACCAACGCAACAAAAUAUGCAUCAAUCUACUGGAUUGGGCCUUUCGCCACCUCCAAUGCAACAAGGCAAUAUGCCAUCCGCACCACAAACAUACUAUCCACCCUCUCAGUACGGUAUGUCUACCAUUCCUUCGCCACCGGCAGUGAUCUAUAAUUCUUCAGCAAUGCCUUCACAAGGUGGUCUCUAUAAUCCAUUCCAAAUUGAAGCAGCUGGUCGUUCGCAGUUCUCCCAAUUUCCAGCUCCCUAUGGCACCACGGGCACCACUCCGUACAAUGCUUACAUGACUACUCCUCCAAAUCUUCAAACCGCUCCGACCCCAGAUAUGUACCAGAGUCUAGCAUCGCAGUUCCGCAUGAGUGGCGCCGUCCAGUCCCCUUACAAUCCGUCGCCUUCGCAACAACUGAACAAUCCAAGCACAAUGCUUAUUUCAUCCAGCACAAACUCACUCAUGUCAUCGUCGGUGAAACCUUCGUCCCAACAAAUCGGUGCAAUUGGUUCUAAGAGUGGUUCCGUUGGCCAACCGUACGGCCAGCAAUACAUGGGCAUGUUUCAACCAGCACCGCUUCAGAAUAAUAACUACUACUCAAACUCAGCUGGUGGGCAGAGUGGAUUUUUUGGCGGUGCCGGAGCUACACAAAGUUUCGGCAUCCAGGCGGCUGCUGCUGGUAUGUUCGGUGGUCAUGGAGGACAGACUCCGUCCAGUGCUCCUCCACAACAACAGUUGCCCAAUUAUGCCGGUACAUCGCAGUAUCUUAGUUCACCACUACUGGCCAAUGCUGCCAUUUCGCAACAGUACCGGGGAGGACCAACUAAUAAUCCACAGUCGGCGGCGGCAGCGGCAGCUGCCUACAUGAAGAACAGUCAGCCCCAAUCGCACAUGCAGGAUCCCAAUGGUCGACAGUUGAAAAGUCCUUUGAAUACUGAUGGGUUGAAUAAUUUGAAACAGAUUCCACCACAAGCAAGUCCCCCACAUCACAAGGGCUAUGCAACGACCACGUGGGAGCUGCAGAAUCAGCUGAUGCAACAACAACAGCAACAGAGUCAGCAGUCGAACCCACAGCAACAGGUUUCGCAGCAGCAAAAUCCAUCGCAGCACCCCCAACAGCAGCAACAGAUGGGUCAACCACCGCAGUCACAGCAACCGAACACGAACCGGAACAUGAUGCAACCGAACCAACAGCCUCCGGUGGGACUAGGUGGAAGCGGUGCUGGUGGCCGUCCUCCGCCGCAAGGUGUGCAAGGUGCUGGUAUGCCGCAGCGAUAUCCGUCUCCAAUCCAACGACCGACUAACUACUCGCAGCCACCUGUUCCGGGUAUGCACCAGCCACGACCCAUGCGACAGUCCAACCACAAUCCGGGUCAGCAACAGCAGCAGCAACAACCACCCAAUAUGGCACAAUCGAUGGGCAACCCGAAUAAGCACUAUUACGGUGGUGGCAAUCGAGGUGGUGGCCACGUAAAUACAAUUAAUGAUCAAAACCUCGGCGGUAAACCGGGGGGAACAAACGAGAAACCCGUACUGGACAGUGAAGUGAAUAAGGAUGAUUCCAAGAAGAAGUAAGUGCAUAAGCAAAACUAUUAAUCUAAAUUAAAAAUGGGAAAAACGGUUACUUAGAGAAAUACAGUGAAAGUGAGUUCUACUUGCAAAAUGAGAGAAAAAGUAUUCAUUUUACAGUUAUAGUGAGUGAAGCUAAUAAAAGAAAAUAUCCAUUUAGAAACAGUGAAACGAAACAUAAUGCACAGUAAUUUCAUCUAAUAUAAUCGGAAAUUGUGUAUUAUCGGUAAACAUAAUAAUAUUUAUUAUUUAAAACAGUGACGAAGUAAAAUCAGAGAAAAUUACAACAAUAUUUGUCAUAAAAUAUGCAUUGUUCUAAUCAAUGCAAUUUUUUGCUUGAAUGGCAAAUGAUAGAACACGGAAUCGCAUGCAAGAUUUGGACUAGUUUCAAUUCAAACAGGCUUUGUUAGGUAUACUCCUAAAGACCAGUGAAAUGAAUCGGUUUGACUGAUCUUCACUAUAAACGGCAAAUAAAUGAUGAACUUCUUACUGAACCUAUCCAUAUUAUAUUGACCAGAGGGGCGUUUUCAGCAUCCGUUUUUCAUGCAACUAUUGUAACUGACACAGGGACAAAACAAACAGAGGACUUGACUUCCGGUCGCUUCUAUAUGCGUUGAUGCUGUACAUGCGAAUUUGUUUAUUACACUGUAAAAUUGUUGCUUGAUUUGCAAAGACGGGAAGUAUUGAUAAUUAUCUAAAUCGCAACUUUAUAGAACCAAGCGCUAUAAUUGUUGAGCAUUCUGUACUAAAAAAAAUCCUAGCAACUAAGUGUUUCACUCACCUUCUAACACAUACGGUGAGCUAACUCGAAAGAGACGAUACAUAUAAUGGAAAAGCUGUCAAAUGCAUGUUGCUGACACGGUAAAUGGGAUUCGGCGAGAAAAUAAACUAUUGCUAAUAAUACUACAACAACUACUACUACGACUACUACUAGAUAAGGACUUUAUAUUAGAAUGACUUAUUUCCCCUGCUCCAAUGCGAUUAUCGUAAAUCAAGACUAGCAGGGGAAUUCAAUCGUCCUUCAGUGUUGCAAAAAAAAAAAAACUUUACUGCAGAGACACAGAGAAAAAAGUCUUCACACAAGAUAGAAGCAAAUCUUAGAUUAAAAAUCAUAUGAACAAGCAAAUAUUCAAAGAAAAUAAAAACAAAGUGUGUCUACUCAGAAGACUAUUAGCUUAAUACAAGUGUAGAAGCAGAAAACACAAAUGCUGAAACAUAACAUAAAUUACAUGCAUAAUAAAGCAUCUAUACAUUAUAAAACAACUAUAUUAGUAAUUCACCUUAUUAAUUAUUAUGAAAGUAAUAUUAUAAAGCUACAAAAUGAAACGUGAAACAUUGAUUAUAAUUUGCCACAAAACUGCAAUAGGCAGAGGUCAAAUCGUGAAAAAGGUUUUGUUUACUUUUUCGAUUUAGUAUGACAUUGUUGAAGAAGAGAAACGCGCAUUAACCUAACCGAGUCAUGUUUGAAUAUUCUGCGUAAUUAUAGUAAUCGAUUGCUAAACGAAAACAAAAUAUGAAAAUUUAAUGUAACAAACAAAAAUAAAGAUACACUAUGACCGAUAACACUGCAGAGUGAGUAGGUGAGAAGUGAAAUUGGAGUAACAUGAAUUAAUGAGAGAUGAGUUUUUUAGUUCAUAUUUAAAGCAAAAAAUGUUUUAUUUAUUUCUACUUUAACGAUAAAAUCAUAACCGAAAAAAAAGUUAAAAAAAAUGAGAUGGUAAUUAGAAAAAGAAUACACCCACGCACGCAUAUAAGAUAAAAAAACGAAUACGAGGAAGCUGUGUGGAUAAGUUCAUAUGAUAGGAAGGUUGAAACGAUAACAACUUUGAAGAGACAUAAUGGUUGAGAAAAGUAAAGCAGCAGCAGCAAAGCAGUACGUAUGCUGAAGAAACAUUAUACAAAUGAAUACAUCAAAGUAUCUAAAACAAUUCAAACAAAAAAAAAAAAGUUUAUAAAAUUCAUAAAAGUGAAAGAAAAAAAAAUAAAAAAAUAAAAUCGAUAAUACGAAAAUCUAG